AUGGGCGGUUCAUCACGCCGUCAGCGAAGUACGUCGGCGACCCGACGACGAGCAGAUAGAAGACGUGCUUGCUCGACGACGACUACGGUGGCCGACGGAGAGGAGACGACCACCACAACGACGACGUCGGUUCAUGGGCUGUCGUCCAUACUCAUCUGGAUCCUUGCCACGUCAUCACUGAUUGUGGUGUACCCUCCGCCAUCACCCAGCCACCCAACGUCAUACAACGCCGUUGCAGCAGCAGCCGAAAAGCUCAUUUUGGACGACAUCACACCAUCGCUAAAAAUGUACGGACAAUACGAUCACCAAGAUCAACAACAACAGCCACAAAUGGUCCCGUCGAAGUAUGAUUUCCCACAAUUCAAUCGUCGAAUGGGUCUUCGUUGGCGUGACGAUGAUCGAAUGAGACAAAUGUUCGCCCAGCCACAUCACCAGCAACAACCGUACCCAAUGAUGAAUCCAGUUCUCACGGAGCAUCAUCCAACUCAUUCGUUCGGAAUGCCAUCCACUUCUAGCCAUCAAGGAACAUCUUACGGAUACAACUCUCCAACACCGACACUUGAAGAUAUCGAUCUGAUUGAUUGUCUGUGGAGAAAUGAUAUCGCUGGAGAGAAGGGAACCACACAAGUCUCGCCAGCCGAUCAGUACGUGCGCGAUUUGCAGAUGUUGACUGAGAAGUCUACGGUAGAGACACUCACUACUGAAGAAAGCCUUCGCUAUGAGGACCUCUCGAAGAACUUCUAUGAAGGAUUCUACAAUCCAUACAGUAGCUACCCGAAGGCGCACUCGGAACAAAUGAAAGCGACAACUCCUGAUCAGCACCACGCUCCCACAGACGGAUCAGGCAGUGAUCUUCCAACUGACGAGGAUCUUGAAGAGCUUCUGAAAGAGGUCGACCAUGAGGAGAGUGAGCUGAACAGAGUGUUUGAGAACAAGCCAAGUGAAAAUCCAGUUAUCAACAAUGUUUCAUUGUCAGAGGCUACCGUAUACACACAGUCUAACUUGACCGAAAUGCAGGAGUUACAUGACAUGUGCAAUCAGGUCAAUAUCACUGCUUCAUCAGUAGUUUCAGCUUCCGAAUCAGCCACCCUUUUCAACGUGACUGAUGAGGUUACCAGAGAGAUGUGGCAAGAAUCAGAUUUACAUCCAAAUGACUUGUUCCCACAAUCGGACUACAUGACUGUCACUGCUCAAAACAACACUCCAGAAGCCAUCACUUCUAAUGGAACCUUUGAGCACGCCUACGGACUUCCACCAAUCUCUCCACUAUCUCUUGAUUUCGCCAGUAGCAGUACCACUGGUCGUCAGCAACAGACCCAAACAAGUCCAGCAAGUGCCACAGUCACCGCCGUCGCCACUCAAGGAAUCCUCGAGUACGAGGGACAGAGAAACUCGUUCAGUGAUAGCACAACUGAUUCAUCGUCCCCAUGCUCUGGAAUGUCUUCACCAUCAUAUGAUCACGAGUCUCGUUUCUACGGAAAACUGCUUCCACACCGCGAGAACUUCUUCGAUCGAUCAUCAACACCAUCUCGCAAUGGAGCCGUCGCAACCAAAAUCAACCGAGUGGUGAGCAGCGGACAACGCAAACGCGGACGUCAGUCGAAGGAUGAGCAACUCGCCAGCGAGCACUCGCUUCCAGUCACUGCUCAUCAAAUCUCGGAGAUGUCGUUGAGCGACUUGCAGAAUGUGUUGAAGAUGGGCGGUCUCAGCGAGUACCAGAAGCAAUUGAUCCGAAAGAUUCGUCGACGUGGAAAGAACAAGGUCGCUGCUCGUACUUGCCGUCAACGUCGUACCGACAGACACGAUAAGCAAACCAACAUGAACCAUUACAUCUAG
Messenger RNA from Caenorhabditis briggsae, 1836 nucleotides. It is a transcript of the gene Cbr-skn-1, whose product is annotated as Protein CBR-SKN-1. Gene Ontology annotation, cellular component: nucleus. The record is from RefSeq and is a predicted model, not a curated record. Bases 1 to 1836 code for a protein of 611 amino acids. NCBI's taxonomy places the organism in Eukaryota, Metazoa, Nematoda, Chromadorea, Rhabditida, Rhabditidae. The transcript is spliced from 8 exons. Gene Ontology annotation, molecular function: DNA-binding transcription factor activity, RNA polymerase II-specific; RNA polymerase II cis-regulatory region sequence-specific DNA binding. Gene Ontology annotation, biological process: regulation of transcription by RNA polymerase II.